AUGGCGACGCUUCUGGGGUCCCAUUCGCCUGGGAUUAGAGGAAAACGAAGUAUUCGCAAUGGCAAUAUCAUUGCAAAGAUCCGACAGAGUCAAAUCGUGGGACAGGGUUUCAGUAGAGGGACACAGCUCCCAGAGGAGCUGCUCCAGGAGAGAGAUAAGAGGGCCAAAUGGCAUGGCAUCCCCAAGCUGCUCCAGAAGCUCCAUGAGAGCAGCCACCCUAACAGUGACCUGUCCCAGACACACAGUCUGCUGAAGGAGCUGUCAUCCCUGCUAUCCAUGGAAGCAAUGUCUUUUGUCACAGAAGACCGGAAGAGUGCUCAAGAAUCCACCUUUCCCAACACGUACACCUUCGACCUGUUUGGUGGAGUAGAUUUGCUGGUAGAGAUACUAAUGAGGCCUACACUCACUAUGAAGAAGAAGAAACCUAAAAUGAAUGAUGACUUUAUCAAAGAUUGCCUUAGUGUUCUGUACAACUGCUGCAUAUGUACAGAAGGGGUAACAAAGAGCCUCGCAGCCAGAAACGACUUUGUCCUGUUUCUCUUCACCUUAAUGAGGAACAAAACAACGUUUCUACAGACCGCAACUUUAAUCGAGGAUAUUCUCGGAGUCAAGAAGGAGAUAAUCCAGUUGGAGGGGAUUCCGAACCUGUCUCGUCUGGUGCAGAGCUUCGACCAGCAACAGCUAGCGAACUUCUGCCGAAUCCUUUCUGUCACCAUCUCAGAGCCUGAUUUGGGGAAUGAUGACAAACACACCUUGCUGGCCAAGAAUGCCCAGCAGAAACGCAACGCAAGCCCCUCUCGUGCAGAGGUCAACCAGGUGACGCUCCUUAACAUCCCGGGUUUCAUUGAGCGCCUGUGUAAGCUGGCCACCAGAAAGGUUUCUGAGGCCACGGGUGCGUCUGACGUUCUGCAGGAGCUGGAGGACUGGUACACCUGGCUGGACAAUGCCUUGGUGCUGGACGCCCUAAUGCAGAUGGCCACCGAGGAGGCUGAGCCCAGCAGCACAGAGUCCGAUGAGAGUUUGCAGGCCACUAGUCCUCUGAGGCACCGUCUGCCACAGUCCAUGAAGAUUGUCCAUGAGAUCAUGUACAAGGUGGAGGUGCUGUACGUGCUCUGUGUGCUGCUUAUGGGCCGUCAGAGGAACCAGGUACACAAGAUGCUUGCUGAUUUCCGUCUGAUUCCGGGACUCAACAACCUGUUCGACAGCUUAAUCUGGAGGAAGUUUACUUCAUCUAAUCACGUGGUACAUGGUCAGAAUGAGAACUGUGACUGCAGUCCGGAAAUAUCCUUCAAGAUCCAGUUCCUGAGGCUUCUCCAGAGCUUCAGCGACCACCAUGAGAACAAGUACCUUCUUUUGAAUAAUAAUGAGCUGAAUGAACUAAGUGCCAUCUCUUUGAAGGCUAACAUACCAGAGGUGGAAGCCUUGGUUAAUACAGACAGGAGUUUGGUUUGUGAUGGGAAAAAGGGUCUCCUUACACGUCUCCUCAUUGUCAUGAGAAGGGAACCCCCGGACUCCUCCUUCAGGUUCUGGCAGGCCAGAGCGGUGGAGAGUUUCCUCCGUGGUGCCACCUCCUAUGCGGACCAGAUGUUUCUGCUGAAGAGGGGUCUGCUGGAACACAUCCUGUUCUGCGUUGUGGACAGUGGCUGUAAGUCCAGGGACGUGCUGCAAAGCUACUUUGACCUGCUGGGGGAACUAAUGAAAUUCAACAUGGACGCCUUCAAGAGGUUCAACAAAUAUGUCAGCACUGGCGACAAGUUCCAGACAUUCAUGUCUCAGAUCAACAGUUCUCUGGUGGACUCCAACAUGCUGGUGCGCUGCAUCGUCCUGUCUUUGGACCGCUUUGAGAGUCAGACAGACGACCUGAACGUAGUGGAGGUGCUGUCCGAAUGCUGUCUACUGUCCUUUAUGGCCCGGGUGGAGAACAGGCUAGCCUUUCUCUUCAGGCUAAUCAACAUCAUCAACGUGCAGACUCUCACACAGGAGAACGUGAGCUGUCUGAACACCAGCCUCGUAGUUCUGAUGCUGGCCCGGAGGAGGGGAAAACUGCCCCUCUACCUCAACGCCCUCAGAGAGAAGGAGUACACGGAGAAGUACCCUGGCUGCCUGCUCAACAACUUCCUCAACCUGCUGCGUUUCUGGCAGCGCCACUACCUCAACAAGGACAAGGACAGCACCUGUCUGGAGAAUAGCUCCUGCAUUCCCUUCAGCUACUGGAAGGAGACCGUGUCAGUGCUCCUGGACUCGGACAGGACUUCUCCAUGUGCCAUAGCCAGCUACAUAGACGAGCCCUUUAUGGACCUGGACAGGGACUUGCUGGAGGAUUAACCCAUGCAGACGGGCUGGGCAGGCCUGGGGGAGGGGGUGGGUGACCGGGGUGCCGGCGUGGCUGACGACCCAGCCGCCUGGAAGUGCUAUGCAACACGGGUUCUGCCGUCUGCAUCCUGGCUUGGACGCCGUUACUUAAGGCUGAACGGAUGAUUCUCCUACCACCCUGGUGUUAUCCAGUCCUCUCCUUUCUGGACUGCACCCGGUCUGUCCACCCCAGGCCCUCCAUAGAACAAUAGACAUUUUAUUGGACCUUGAAAUACUCAGUGGUUUUUCUUUAGUAUGAAUUGAAUAGAGCCUUUUUAUAUAUUGCAUAAAUAUAUCGAAAAAUCUAGAUGUGUGAUUGGGGAUCUCAACACAGGAAAGUAUUUACAUGGGAGGUGUUGGUCAUGCAUUGGGGGGGCCCAGAGUGUCUGAUGACGUAACCCCAUGACCUCCCCAUGAGACAGUGUUUCUAGAGGUGUUGUGGGGGAGAGGGGAGGUGUUGUCCGCAUGGUAGACCAUUGUCUGAUCCUUGAGAGGGCUUGGUUGAGGAGGUAGCCUCGGUUUUGUCCAUUGGUCUUUUUGAAUGUUAGCUCCACCGAUCUGUAUGUAGAUCUCUCCUGGGUGAAUAUAGUCAACUUGGGCUUGUGUAUUUUACCCACCUGGUCCAGGUGAUCACCAGGUAGUUUGUGGAUCUGUCGGCGGUUGACGUUAUUUUUUAAGAAAAGAGAAUAACGUUUAGUUCUUAUUAAGCUAUGUGAAAAAAACAUUGCACAGUUUGGAUUGUUUAUUAUAUUUUCAAAAUGUUUGGUUUAUUUUCAAAAUGUUUGGUUGAUUAAAUUUUUUGUAUCAUACUUUUUAUCCAUCACGUGAAAGGUGGUUUGGUAGAUUAAUAAACUAUGCAGGUUCUAGUGUUGAAUGCGUUCUGUCUGUCCCCAUUGUCUCAAAUCAGAGGGUGUUAUUACGUCUGACCUAAACGAUACUCUGUCCCAGACCGAUUUUGUAACGGUUCCUUAACCUCUUAGCAUGUAUAGCUUUCAGCCAAACAGCCAUACUGUGCUAUAUCACUUCAUGGUUCUUUAGUCAACACCUAACUGUUAACUUCUCACCACAAGCCUAGACUGACAAUCUUGAUCUGUCUUUGGGUGGUGAUUCUGUGCUUUGUGUCACCUCUAAUGUUAUUGGCUAUAUUUGGUCAUGUUGCUAUGGCACCCCCUGACUAGAAUGUCCCCCAAAGUUGCCAUAGCAACAGAAACUGACCUGAGUAAGUAUUUUGCAUCUCUGCAACAAAUUAUCAAUAACCCAAGAAAUUGACAUAAUUGAGCUACCUCAUUUUUCAACCCGGCUCCAAAUGGAUCUAACCGCGUAUCAUUCAAUAAAUGAGUCAGUUUAUCUAAUCCUGUUUAAAUGUUUUUCUUUAAUCUCUUUGUAUGUUCAUAUGAUUGUAUGAAAGCAAACAGUUCAUAAGCUGGUUUGCCUUAUUGAAAGUGGUCGUAGUGCUACAUGACCACAUUUCUUCACCCAACAUCUGUUUGUCCCCUGCCUCUCACUGCUGCGUCCUCUCAUGUAGACGCCUCUUGUGGAGGUGUAGAUUAUAGCAGGAGCCUCCAAUGUUCAUAGUUCUUUGGCAUCUAUGCACAGUUGUGACAUUGGUAGUGUGUGUUUUUACAGAUUAUAUAUAAAGAAUGGAGCACAAUUACAAAAGGACAUAAUACAAACAGCACAAAGUGUGAGUCACCAGGCAGUCUUUAAUGUUGUUUUCAUCACACUGUCUAAUAGUGUAGUGUUAAAAAAAAAAAAACAAGACACUUAACCAAUGAUAUUAUCUGUCGCAUUUAUGUACACAGACCCAGUUGGCUGAUCAUCCUUUUACUCUGGGAACAGUCAUUAUGCCAGUGGCCAUAAGUACUAUACCACCCAAAACAUUUUUGUUUUUACCAUUUUUUUUUCUCAUGACUUCGGAGUGUUAUUUUGACCUGUAGUGUGGAAGCAAAUAUAAAAA
Esox lucius (northern pike) is the source of this 4309-nucleotide messenger RNA. RefSeq names its product transient receptor potential cation channel, subfamily C, member 4 associated protein a (gene trpc4apa). The coding region runs from base 1 to 2325 and encodes 774 amino acids. The record is from RefSeq and is a predicted model, not a curated record. Gene Ontology annotation, biological process: ubiquitin-dependent protein catabolic process. Gene Ontology annotation, molecular function: phosphatase binding. Gene Ontology annotation, cellular component: Cul4A-RING E3 ubiquitin ligase complex. NCBI's taxonomy places the organism in Eukaryota, Metazoa, Chordata, Actinopteri, Esociformes, Esocidae. The transcript has 17 exons.